ACAGCUAAGAAACUGGCAAAGGUUCGUUGUGCUGCAUUUACAGGCUCGGCCAGUGAGAGAGAGCAACUCCCACGACCGGUCAGCUCAGUCUGCUGCUGCUGAAAAGGGCGCGCGCACACACACACUCACACACACACACACACACACACACACACACACACACACACACACACACACACACACACACGCACACACACACACACACACACGCAAAGGCACACACACGCACCGCAGCCUGUGCUGCAUCAAGAGGGAGCAAGGAGGGACACACGGAUUGGGAAUACUCCCAGGGAGAAGAAGGAGUUCCACAGAGGAAGUGGAUUGUUGGGGAGUAGUGCAAAUAUGUUCUCUGCACCGCAGCGUUCCAUGCACCUGCUCCAGGACCACAGCGCUUUUUGAUUAUGUGGAGGCACUGACAAAUAUCCAUUGUGGACCUGCAGGUUCUCAUACAUUUGCUUCUGUGACAUCACUGCAACGUAGGAUCCUGAGGGUAGAGGACCUGACCCGAACUCGCCUCCCCUCACCUCUCUCUCCCCUUCCCUCCCUGCCUCCCUCCCUCCCUUGGUUUCCAUUAGUCCUGAGCCCACCAUGGGAGGAUGCUUCUCCAAACCCAAACCAGUUGAAGUCAAAGUGGAGCUCUCUCUCCUGGAAAACGAAAAAGAGGUGGACGGCCUUUCGCCCAACGGCAAGGCCAGUCCCUUUGCAGACUGCAGACCGAACGGGGCCCUCGGACACAGCUCGGAUGACGACUCCGCCUUGCUCCAAGCUUACCACAGAUCACGGGACUAUGUGGAGGCAUCUGUCUGUCAUGUCAAAGACCUGGAAAAUGGACAGAUGCGAGAGGUUGACUUGGGAUGUGGCAGAGCGCUGUUGAUUAAGGAACAUGGCGAGUUCUCAGCAAUGGGCCACAAAUGUCCACAUUACGGCGCACCGCUCGUCAAAGGUGUGCUGUCAAAAGGACACGUGCGCUGCCCGUGGCACGGUGCUUGUUUCAACAUCGCAACAGGCGACAUCGAAGACUUCCCCGGCCUGGACAGCCUGCCGACCUUCCAGGUCAGAGUUGAAAAGGACAAGGUCAUCAUCCGAGCAAACAAGCAGGCUCUUCAGUCGCAGAAACGGUCAAAGGCCAUGGCAAGAUGUUCUGCGGUCAUUAACUCGAGCACAAGCUUGACGAAUGUUUUAAUUAUUGGGUCAGGUCCAGCAGGUCUCGUGUGUGCAGAGACGCUGAGGCAAGAGGGCUUCACUGAGCGCAUCGUCAUAUGCACCAUGGACAGACAUCCUCCUUAUGACAGGCCUAAACUGAGUAAGUCCCUAGACAGCACAGCGGAACAGCUGAGGUUACGUUCCAGGGACUUCCUGCACGAUCACGACAUUGAAUUGUUCACAGAAAAAGAGGUGGUGGCAAUAGAUGUGAAGACACACUCUGUCUCCUUUGAAGAAGGCUUGAGGAUGGAAUACAGAAAACUCUUUGUCGCUACAGGAAACAAACCCAAACCUCUUAACUACAAGGGUGCGGAUGUCAGGAAUGUUUUUCACCUCCGGACGCCUGAGGAUGCUAACAGCAUAGCGAGGCUGGCCAAUAACAAGAACGCUGUGAUUGUGGGCACAUCAUUUGUCGGUAUGGAGGUGGCUGCAGCUCUGACUGACAAGGCCCACUCUGUCUCGAUCAUUGGGGUUGAGUCAGUCCCAUUCAAAAAAGCCCUCGGUGAGAAAGUAGGGAAAGCCAUCAUGAAGCUUUUUGAAGCCAACAGGGUGAAGUUCUACAUGCUGAAUGAGGUGUCAGAGAUGAUUGGCCAUCAUGGACAGCUGAAGGAGGUAGUGCUGAAGAGUGGCAAAGUCCUGCGGGCAGAUGUCUGUGUCAUCGGAGCUGGAUGUGUUCCAGCAACAAGCUUCUUGAAACAGAGCGGCAUUCACAUGGAUUCAAAGGGCUUCAUCACCGUCAACAAGUAUGCUCCUUAUAUGAUUUUGAAGAUGCGAUUUGAAGGUCAAAUUGUCGCUGUCUCUGAGAUGAUGCAGACAAAUGCUCAAGGGGUCUUCGCUGGGGGAGAUGUCGUGACCUUUCCCUUCUCGCCACGCAACAAUAAGAAGGUUAACAUCCCUCACUGGCAAAUGGCUCACGUGCACGGAAGGGUAGCAGCUCUCAACAUGGUGGGCAGAGUCACUGAGGUGAAAACAGUGCCUUACUUCUGGUCAGCCAUGUUUGGGAAGACCAUACGCUAUGCAGGUUAUGGGGAUGGAUUUGAUGAUGUCAUCAUUCAAGGUGAUCUGGAUGAACUGAGAUUUGUCGCAUUUUACACGAGGGGCGAGGAGGUGGUUGCGGUGGCCAGCAUGAACUACGAUCCCAUUGUGUCCCGAGUGGCUGAGGUCUUAGGAUCCGGAAAGACGAUUAAGAAACGAGAUGUGGAGACUGGAGACAUAUCCUGGUUGAUUGACAAGGGCUCCCAAUAACUUCACGUGUACACAUGUACGGAGUAGGUGUGCACUGUAAUUCUGGAUACAGACACUAAAUGGUGCUGAGAAAAAAGGCAGCUAUCUCUAGCCCGAGAUCUGUGACUGUUCAAUCUACUGAAAUGUCACAGAGAGAGAGGGAGAGAGCGCUGAGUCAGCAGGACUUUGGUGACCCGACUUGUCAUGUUUCAAACCAUCGUGGAUUCAGCUGCAAGAUGUCCUUUUCAUGUACACUUUGUUUAUAACAAGCCAUUAAUGGGCAUUGGCAAGAGCGUAUAUAGCUAUAAUCUUGAAUGUGCUGCCCUGCAAUAAAAACAACUUCUAAUUGGG
Molecule: messenger RNA, 2778 nt
Organism: Hippocampus zosterae (dwarf seahorse)
Lineage: Eukaryota; Metazoa; Chordata; Actinopteri; Syngnathiformes; Syngnathidae
Product: apoptosis-inducing factor 3
Exons: 20
Coding region: 589-2448 (619 amino acids)
Biological process (GO): execution phase of apoptosis
Cellular component (GO): cytoplasm; mitochondrion
Molecular function (GO): flavin adenine dinucleotide binding; 2 iron, 2 sulfur cluster binding; oxidoreductase activity, acting on NAD(P)H
Source: RefSeq, a predicted model, not a curated record